GCGGGCCGGGGCGGGGAGGGGCGGCCCGACCCCGCCCGCACUCGCCUGGACGCGCUCGCUCGGCGCCGCCGCAGCCGCCGCAGCCGCGCGGGUGGACGAGAGGGCAGCUGCCAUGGGGAGCCGCGGCGCCUGGGCACGGCCGGAGCUCCUGGCGCUGCUGGCCGGCGCCUGGCUGUGGGUGGGCAGCGCCCAGCCCGCGGCCCCCGGCCCCACGGCCGGCCCCGGCCCCACGCGCGGCCCCGGCCCCGCGCUGCAGUUCCGCCUGGCCGGCUACCCGCGCAAGCACAGCGAGGGCCGCAUCGAGGUCUUCUACAACGACGAGUGGGGCACCAUCUGCGACGACGACUUCACGCUGGCCAACGCGCACGUGCUGUGCCGCCACCUCGGCUUCGUGGCCGCCACCGGCUGGUCCCACAGCGCCAAGUACGGCAAAGGCAUCGGGCGGAUCUGGCUGGACAACCUCAACUGCGGCGGGAGCGAGAAGAGCGUCGGGGACUGCAGACACCGGGGCUGGGGCAACAGCGACUGCAGCCACGAGGAAGACGCGGGGGUCAUCUGCAAGGACGAGCGCAUCCCCGGCUUCAAGGACUCCAACGUCAUCGAGACGGAGCAGAGCCACGUGGAGGAGGUGCGGCUGCGGGCGGUGGUGGCCGGGGCCCGGCGGCGGCUGCCGGUGGCCGAGGGCAUCGUGGAGGUGCGCUACAAGGACGGCUGGGCGCAGAUCUGCGACGAGGGCUGGGACGGCAAGAACAGCCGCGUGGUCUGCGGCAUGCUGGGCUUCCCCGCCGAGAGGAAGGUGAACAGGAACUUCUACAAGCUGGCCUCCAAAUCUGGCCCCAAACACAAGCACAGGCAGGCCGUAGGGUCCAAGAAGAGGCUGUUCGCGGAGCGGCAGCAGCUCAACUACCGCCUGCACUCGGUGUCGUGCGCGGGGACGGAGGCGCACCUCUCCCUGUGCGCCUUCGACUUCUACCGCGGCAACGCCUCGGCGGCCUGCGCGGCCGGCAUGCCCGCCGUCGUCAGCUGCCUGCCCGGGCCCCUCUUCGCCGCCGCCGCCGGCGCCCACAAGAAGAAGCAGCGGCAGCAGCAGCAGCAGCAGGGCCAGCAGCUGCGGAUCCGGCUGAAGGGCGGCGCGAAGGUCGGGGAGGGCCGCGUCGAGGUGCUCAAGAGCAGCGAGUGGGGCACCAUCUGCGACGACCGCUGGAACCUGCUGUCGGCCAGCGUGGUGUGCCGCGAGCUGGGCUUCGGCAGCGCCAAGGAGGCGCUCACCGGGGCGCGCAUGGGCCAAGGGACGGGGCCCAUCCACCUGAGCGAGGUGCAGUGCGCGGGCACCGAGCAGUCCCUCUGGAGCUGCCCCUUCAAGAACAUCACGGAGGAGGACUGCAAGCACGCCGAGGACGCGGCCGUUCGCUGCAACGUCCCCUACAUGGGCUACGAGAACCUGAUUCGGCUGAGCGGGGGCCGGAGCCGCGCGGAGGGGCGGGUCGAGGUGGCGGUGGGGGCCGACGGCGGCCAGCCCCGCUGGGGCCUGGUCUGCGGCGAAGGCUGGGGCACGCUGGAGGCGAUGGUGGCCUGUCGCCAGCUGGGGCUGGGAUUCGCUAACCACGGCUUGCAAGAGACGUGGUACUGGGACGCCAGCAACGUGACGGAGAUGGUGCUUAGCGGCGUGAAGUGCGAGGGCCACGAGAUGGCCCUGAGCCACUGCCAGCACCACGGCGCAAACCUCAACUGCAAGAACACGGGCACGCGCUUCGCUGCCGGCGUCAUCUGCUCCGAGACCGCCUCCGACCUGCUGCUGCACGCCCCGCUGGUGCAGGAGACGGCGUACAUCGAGGACCGGCCGCUGCACAUGCUGUACUGCGCCGCGGAGGAGAACUGCCUCUCCAGCUCGGCCCGCCUCGCCAACUGGCCCUACGGGCACCGCCGCCUGCUCCGCUUCUCCUCCCAGAUCCACAACAACGGCCGCGCCGACUUCCGCCCCAAGGCCGGCCGCCACUCCUGGGUCUGGCACGAGUGCCACCGGCACUACCACAGCAUGGACAUCUUCACCCACUACGACAUCCUGACGCCCAACGGCACCAAGGUGGCGGAGGGCCACAAGGCCAGCUUCUGCCUCGAGGACACCGAGUGCGAGGAAGACGUGGCCAAGCGCUACGAGUGCGCCAACUUCGGGGAGCAGGGCAUCACCGUGGGCUGCUGGGACCUCUACCGCCACGACAUCGACUGCCAGUGGAUCGACAUCACCGACGUCAAGCCGGGAAAUUACAUCCUGCAGGUCGUGAUCAACCCCAACUUCGAGGUGGCGGAGAGCGACUUCACCAACAACGCCAUGAAAUGCAACUGCAAGUACGACGGGCACCGCAUCUGGGUGCACAGCUGCCACAUCGGCGACGCGCUGAGCGAGGAGGCCAGCAAGCGGCUCGAGCAGUACCCGGGGCAGCUCAACAACCAGAUCUCCUAGAGCCCCGGCAGCGGGGCAGCGCCGCCCGCCCCCCGCGCGUGGCUCGCAGCUGCCGUGGGGCCGGCAGGGAGGCCGCAGCCCGGCACCGCCGCAGCCCCGCGCCCCGCCGGGGCCGCCCAGGACUCGCCGCGGCCCUCCCGCCGCCGGCCCCGGUGACACCGCACCGCCCGGGGCCGCCGGCCCCAACCACUGCCGGAGACACGGUGCCCCCCGGCUGCAGCACACGGGUACGGGCGGAGGGGCCGGCGCACCCCUCCCAGCCCCUCUCCCACGCCAUGGCCCCCCCGCUCCCCGCUCCCCGCCUGCCCCGGCUCCUCUCCCCCCCCCGGCCCAGCCCCUCGCUGCCCUCCCGGCUCUGCCCUCGGCCCCGCCGCCGCCCCCCCGCAGGGACCCCAGCCCCGCGCCCCACCCGCGGGCGGCUCCGCAGGGCCGGGAGCCUCCCCGCCGGGGCCGGGACGGCGGCACUGGCUGCCGGUGCCCGGCGGGGGCCCCCACCCCCGGUUCUUAGUUGUAAUUUUAUUUUCUCUAUAAAGGUGUCAGUUCUGUUUC
This is a messenger RNA of Dromaius novaehollandiae (emu), 3010 nucleotides long. It is a transcript of the gene LOXL3, whose product is annotated as lysyl oxidase like 3. Gene Ontology annotation, biological process: peptidyl-lysine oxidation; inflammatory response; collagen fibril organization. The record is from RefSeq and is a predicted model, not a curated record. The transcript is spliced from 15 exons. NCBI's taxonomy places the organism in Eukaryota, Metazoa, Chordata, Aves, Casuariiformes, Dromaiidae. Gene Ontology annotation, cellular component: membrane. Bases 113 to 2461 code for a protein of 782 amino acids. Gene Ontology annotation, molecular function: protein-lysine 6-oxidase activity; copper ion binding.